This is a messenger RNA of Melanotaenia boesemani (Boeseman's rainbowfish), 3064 nucleotides long. It is a transcript of the gene b4galt3, whose product is annotated as UDP-Gal:betaGlcNAc beta 1,4- galactosyltransferase, polypeptide 3. Gene Ontology annotation, biological process: carbohydrate metabolic process; galactosylceramide biosynthetic process. The transcript has 8 exons. Lineage: Eukaryota; Metazoa; Chordata; Actinopteri; Atheriniformes; Melanotaeniidae. Gene Ontology annotation, molecular function: glycosyltransferase activity. The record is from RefSeq and is a predicted model, not a curated record. Bases 662 to 1987 code for a protein of 441 amino acids.
UGGCGCUCAGCGCGUCACCGCGGUGCGCCUCAGCCCGUCCGACAGAGACGUGUUCCUCGGGCAGAGCGCACUUGCCCGUGUUGACACUGGAUGGAUAUGCGGCGAUGCCCUUGCAUAUGAAAGCGUCUGCAGCGAUCUCGAAGCAGCAAAGGAGAAAUUUCGCUGCGGAGGAGAGACUGAGCGGAGGAGGAGCGACCGGCAUCUGUACGAAAACGGCAUCUGGUGGUCUGCUCGGUGGCAGCGGCCCGUCGAUUCUCUCAGGAAGCCGGGGACUGGAUUUGACAUGUUGCAGGGAUGUGCUGAAAGCUUGAUGAUGAAAGGAGGGAGAGAGGAAGACAAGUGGAGAGUGUCCUUCCUGGCCAAGGAUAGAUAUUAAUCAGACCCUUAGAAAACAAGUACCACCUGUGGUCAAAAGGUGAUGGCAGUGCUGACUGAGCUUCACCACAACUUCAACCCAUUCCUGCAAAUGUAUGCUUGCUUCCUGCACGCCUGAGCCUACACUCUGGGGUGCCUCCUUCCCUUCCUCUCCUUCUGCCUCUCCUUACCCAUUUCAAACCUCUCCCUCUACCCUCCUCACCCUGCUGCUUCUUGCUUUUCCUCCCACCCCACCAUCAACUUUCUCCACCUGGAAUUUUCCUUUAUCUCUGCAUACGUCUUCAUUAUGGCUUGCUGUGGUCGUUCUCUGGACUCCCCUUGCACACUAGCCUUGUUAAUAGGCUUCCAGUUUGCCUUUGUUCUCUAUUUCUCCCUUGGGGGCUUCAGAGGUCUGGUGUCUGUGUUGGUGCACACCACAGAGCCUGAGUUCGAUUAUUCUCGACCUCACGACGUCUACACCAACCUCAGUCAUCUAGGAGUACCGCCUCCCCCGCCUCGCAACUCUGGUGCUGGAAUUCCUGCCACAGGACAACCGUUGAGAGACUGCCCGAUCCCAUCCCCCCUGCUGGUUGGACCUGUCUCUGUCCAUCUUUCCUCUCCUCUGUCUUUGGAAGAGAUCAGACAGAGAAACCCGUUGGUUUUGCCCGGUGGACGCUACCGGCCUCCAGACUGUGAACCCCGUCACCACACAGCAAUAGUAGUACCAUACCGGAACCGACAGACACACCUCCGUGCCCUACUGUACCACCUUCACCCCUUUCUGCAGAGACAACAGAUCCACUACAGCAUCUACAUCGUACAGCAGUGGGGGAAUAGUACUUUUAACCGAGCCAAACUGCUGAAUGUUGGCGUGCGAGAGGCCCUUAGAGAUGAAGACUGGAGCUGCAUCUUCCUUCAUGAUGUUGACUUGCUCCCUGAGAACGAUCACAACACCUACACCUGCCACAAACAGUUUCCCACACACCUGUCUGUGGCCAUGGACAAGUUCAGAUACAGGUUGCCAUAUCCACAGUACUUUGGCGGGGUGUCUGCAGUGACCCCAGACCAGUAUAUGAAAAUGAACGGCUUCCCUAACCAGUACUGGGGCUGGGGUGGAGAAGAUGAUGACAUCGCUGCCAGAGUGCGUCUGUCUGGCAUGAAGAUUGUGCGCCCUCCAGUGGCCAUUGGUCAUUACAAGAUGAUCAAGCAUAAAGGGGACAGAGGCAAUGAGCAAAAUCCUCGCAGAUUUGAUCUUCUGAAAAGGACCAGACUCAACUGGCGUUCUGAUGGCCUCAAUUCAUUGACCUAUGAGCUUCUUUCCAAAGAGCUGCAGCCUCUCUACACCAACCUGACUGUCAACAUUGGGGGAGACCCCCGUCUGCCCCAGGGCAAAGCCCUCAUUCCUGCAAAAACAACAACCUCAGUCAACCUACACAACACCAGCAAGAUGAGAGGCACAAACAAACAGGAAAAGAUGCUAGAAGGAGGUGUGACAACAAACAGAACUGUGGUCCAGCAGAUUGGCGAUAAGACAGAACCUGUCCACACAAAGACAGCAAAUGUAACCACACAGGAGAACACAGCUGUGGAAAUAAGAAGUGGUCUAAUAAAAAGAAAAGCAUCACAUCUGUAGCAUGAAGUGGCUGCCUCCAUCAUUCUGAUCAGCAAGACAAAAUGGAGGAAAGCACCGUACAUCUGUCGUAUUAAAGGUAGUUAUUCACUGGAUAAAAAAACAAAGCCAGUUUUGUCUACAGGGGUGCAUUCAUGGACACCACCGAGACACCUCUUCUGGGUUUAUUUUCCACUGAAUGCGAUGCUGGCUGUAGUGAUGCAAAUCUGUGGUUAUAUCUAUAUCUGGAGCAGAUGUAGAAUGGCAAACGACUCGGUCAUAUCUACGUAUAGGUCCAAAACAAACUCAUUGAAAAUGAGACAGCAAAUAUAAACACCUCUGCAGACAGGUAUCGCAAGCUGCAAGUAACCCUUCUGCAGACCUGCAGCUUCCUCCAGUCUGCACCCUGAAAAAAGCUGCUGCUGUCUGUCCACCUCACUCUACAGUGGGUUUGUGUUUCUGUGCCUUCUCUCUUUUAUGCGCAUUUUAUAGAUUGGUAUAGCUGCUUUUAGAAGCCGACCUGGGGUAAGAUUUAUCUCUCCUGCCACGUGGAAAAAUUGCUAAAGUUUGGGAGCAUAAAGCUGAUCUUGGAAUAGAACAAACUGUUCCAGGACGGCUGUUUUAUAUUUGCGUGCACUGAUCAAUCGCUGACCAACUCCAUAGUUAUUGGACAAUUCUAGAGUUUAUAUUUAUAUAGAGAGACUUCUUUAUUUGUGUAAUGCUUUGUUUUACUGUCUUUUCAUUACAGUCUGGUGCCUCUCUCUCUUACAUUUAGUUUAUAGACAAUCAGAUUAUAUGGGAAGGUAACUCUGUAUCUAACCACAUGACAAAAAUGACUGUCUUUACGCCUGUCCGACAAACAUAGACUUGGCAUGAUAGUUGUUUAGCUUGAAUAUACUAACAAUACAUAGGUAGAUCUGUACUCCAGAUAUAUGUAGUUUUUAUUUUAAUUGUAGGUUAGUCAGAUUUCAGGAAAAAAAGACAGUACUGACUAAUUGUUUUCAGUUUGUGGUGUUUUUUUUUUUUUUUUAAAUCUAAAGUAGUCUUAACAAAACACUGUGCAUAGAUUUAGGCCAGCUUUUAACUACAUGGCCUUUGUGC